This is a messenger RNA of Leptidea sinapis, 2791 nucleotides long. Its product is annotated as adhesive plaque matrix protein-like. The record is from RefSeq and is a predicted model, not a curated record. Gene Ontology annotation, molecular function: chitin binding. Bases 104 to 2083 code for a protein of 659 amino acids. The transcript has 3 exons. Gene Ontology annotation, cellular component: extracellular region. Lineage: Eukaryota; Metazoa; Arthropoda; Insecta; Lepidoptera; Pieridae.
GAGCUUUCAUACGCCUGAUGUGAUACGGGGAGAUGGUUGCGUAUUGCGCCAGCUCCUCAGUGGGACCUACGAUCAGUGUCUUCGCCACUAAGUCCGCGGCAACAUGUCUGUUAUGUGGCUUGUACUUGCAUUGCUCCCCAUCCUCGGGGGUGCUGAGCGGUUCAACUGCCGAGGUCGUAUUCUUGGCGCGUACUACGCUGAUGCUAAAUCUGGCUGCAAGGCGUUUCAUGUGUGCGUAAGAGUCGCCGGCGGUGGAGUACGAGACUUCCGGUUCUUCUGUCCGCCUGGUACUCUGUUCCACCAGGAGGCACAGACCUGCACCGACUGGGGGGACGAUGACCCUCUGGCGUGUCCAGCAGAUAUCUAUGAUGGUCAGUUUGAUCUCUACAAAAUCGGAUCCGGCUAUGAUACAAAGAAACUGACAGCUUCCAGUAACCGUGAAGAAGAACCUGAAUUUGGCCUUCAAAGAGCUGAAUCUGGCGAUCGCCGAACAUCGCAGAAUAAUAAUGGUGCUACUGAUUUGAGAACAGCGCAUUCAUCUGAUUUCUUCAGUGGUCAAAGAGAUCAAGGGCGUGAUGAACAACCACAGCAAAAGCCUUCAUCUAUUCCACCAAGACAAUCAUUCAGAAGAGCCACGACACCUCGCGUGACAUUCCAGCCAACUGAGUAUACUACUGCAUCACCUCCUCCUCAAACACCAUCAAAAUCACCACAAUACGUUCAUAAACAAAAAUUGUUGCGUAAACGUCCCAUCUAUUCAUCAACUUCUGCUCCCGUUACAACAGAGCAGAGCUAUUAUUCUUCACCAUCUCUCUACGAUCAGUCCCAGCAAUAUUUCAAGGCACGCAACCCUGCUCAAAAUAGACAGCCUCAGCUUUCCACCGAAGUAAACAUUCCUCCUCAAUUUAAGGAUGAAUAUGUUGAAGUAAGCAAAGUAACUCCGAAACAAAAUACAUAUUUCCCCACCAGUCCUACACCAACUCAAUAUACAUUCGCAUCUCAACCCACAUCAGCCAGUAAGACAGAUUCCCAAUUUUACAAUUAUGAUGGAACUAAUUCGGAAAAUAAUAUUUCACAAGAUUCCAAGGCAUUUAAAUUACGAAACAGUUUCAAUGUACAACCCGAAGUGCCUAAGCAAGAAGAUUUUGUGAGGAUUAAAAGCAAUAAUAGAGGUACACCUGGAUAUUCAUCUUAUCUUACUACAACUGUUGAUUAUAAUACUGGUAAGGGAGUAUUUUCUAGUACUCCAAGCUACAAAAACAUUAACAGUGUACAGUAUGAGCCAGAGAGAAAUAAUUUUGUGUCCUUUCCUGGACCAAAACAGAACUACUACAAUAAUCCAUCGACCACACCUCCUACCUCUGCUCAUACGACUGUCCGUCCUGUUGAUCCCUAUUCAGGUUUGAAUACGGUGGCUUUUAACACUAACUAUGCCUUAGACACCCAUUCUUCCAACUAUGCAAAUAGUCAGGAAGAUGAUGGUCAAUACCGACCUCCACAGGGUGAAGACGAUGGGCAAUAUAGACCAGAAUUAUAUGAACGGGAGACAGAAUUGCUUUCUGGAGCUCAUUCUUUGAAUAUUGCUGCAAGUGGAAACAGACUACCAGACGAUCAAAAACCAAGGAAGAACUAUUCUCAUAAUUCAAUUGGUAAAGCAUCUACACCGAGACCUUUCAGGGUACCAACAUCAUCGUCACCAGAAGUAACAUAUUAUUCGCACACAGAUAGGCCCAGUUCAGAAACGACGCAAAAGUCAUUUGAUUAUAUCAAGACGUACACAACAACGUCUCGCCCUUACGACUUACCUUCCGGAGCAGGCGAUAGUUUCACACAGAACAAUAGCACUCCAAAAAUAUCCCAAAGUAUUCUGCCGAGAAGUCAAGAGCCACGGACGCAAAGUUUUGAAGUGACAACACAAAGGUUACCGUCAUCGAGUCGCCCCUCGCGUCCUCCCAGUUUCUCCAAGCCUGCGCACAAAAACGAAGAUACCAGCUAUGACUACGCAUAUUACGACUCUGAUCCCGAACGCUUUUCCGAAUAUGGCCACAUAGAAGAAUUCGAUAGAACCCAGUCUAGAGCAUAAGAUAACGCUUAAAUUUGUUUACUGCCAUGAUUUACGGGAUAAGCCACUUCUGUCAAUAUAUAUAGUACUUACAUUUAUUCUUAACCCAAAUAUUUUAACGAUAUUACACUACUAUGAUUGCAUUAAAUUAAAACUAUCAUUACGGGGAAGUGUAUCAAGAAUACUGGCAGCAUUUUCGCGUUAGAUAGCUAGGCUGAUCCGUCGACCGAAAUAGCUACCAGCGCUUGGGUUUCCAGUAACCCUAUUGAGGCGCGAAGAUAGUACUUUGUACAUUCUCCGCUCCUCUGGGACCCACGGGCCAAGUGUCGCGACAUCAAACGGCACAAAGAUGUAUGACUAACUGAUACCAACACAUUAUAUAAGGUUUGUUUUGUUUGAAUUUACAUGCUUCAAACAACAAUAAAAAUAUCGUAUUUACUGUGAUGAAGCAUCAUUUUUGAUCUGUUUGUGUUCGAAAACUUUUCAUUGAAUUGUUUUGAAGUGGCUUACCUUUUAUUAUAUAUAAUCUUGAAAUAAAUUAUUUUGUGAUACAUGUUUAGUAAUUUGUUUAAGUUAAAUACAUAGGCUUAAUUUAAAUUUUACUUAAGAAAAUUCGAAGGUUUUUUGUAAUGUAGCUGAGAGGUACUAAUUAUUUGAUUACUUACAUACAGUGUACUUCACGCUUGUAAACCAGAAUGUAAUUGUAAAUAGACUUAUAUACGAAAAUGA